Molecule: messenger RNA, 382 nt
Organism: Amoebophrya sp. A25
Lineage: Eukaryota; Dinophyceae; Syndiniales; Amoebophryaceae
Source: the annotation of a GenBank genome assembly
GAGCGCUUUCCCAGUAUACUGCCGUCAUCCUCUACAAGUUGCACCGGGACGGCCGCGCCGGAAGUUGUACAAGAAAAUUCACUCUUACAUCUAGAUGCCAGCGAUCGGGUAGACGGAGACCAUGCAGUUGUUGUUGAGGAUGUUGAAGAGAAGAGGAUGAAAAGGUCUCCCGUACUUCUGAAUAUUGAAGAAGCGGUGGCUCUACCACCUGUAGCGGAAGAGCAGUCACGUAGACCCUGCAGGGCGUCUGGACCAGUGCUUCCUGCGGGCACGAUCACGCACCGAGAACAGCAAUUGAGAGCAGGAUCAUUGGGGAGCUCCACUACACAGAUGUUAAAGAACACAGCAGCAGGAGGUCAAAAAACCCCCACGGCGCGCACUC